Molecule: messenger RNA, 1313 nt
Organism: Xiphophorus maculatus (southern platyfish)
Lineage: Eukaryota; Metazoa; Chordata; Actinopteri; Cyprinodontiformes; Poeciliidae
Exons: 4
Coding region: 1-852 (283 amino acids)
Source: RefSeq, a predicted model, not a curated record
AUGAAGCUGACCGAAAUCAACCAGCUCAGGCUGGACAGGGAUCUUCGAAUAAUUGAGAGACACCAUGGUGUAAAACGAAGGUGGCUCCCUUCGGAUGACAUUUUCCAGAGAACACUGAGAGAUGUUGACCAGGAACUUAGAGGUCAGCUGAUACGACGAGCACAAAAUGAAGCAAGGGAGAGGACCACUCUUCUCAACCUGAAAAGAAGAUAUAAUGAUGGACAGGGAGUUGCUAUAAGGCUGUCCAAGCAAGUGAAUGCCUGUAACAGAAAACUGAAGAAGAUUGUUACAGAGUACAAUAAUCUGCAGUGGCCUCCACAAACUGGCAUCUUUCCAUCACAUUUAGAAUUUCGAGAAUUGUGUGAUGCCUCCUCCCAGCUGUACACAUUGUUUGAUGAACAAAUUGAAGAUCAUGGUGUUGUUCCAAAGAACCUAAAAAGUCGAGCAAUAGAAGCCCUGCAUUUGAAGACUAGAGCAGCUGAAGAAAAGCUUCUACUUAAGAGAGAGAUGAACACUGUCAUUCUUCACCUUCAUCAACAACAUGGACAUUUAAGUUCAGCUAUAAAUGAUACUGCAGAUCCUGGUUCAAAAGCUGUACUUCAUCAAAACAUUAUCAUGUUAGAAAAGAAAAUGUACAGUGCAAUGAACAUGUUCAAGAGGUUUAUUGAAGUUGGUGCCCCUCCUCCAAAUCAUCACCUACCAGAGUUUAACUCUCAUUCUCAAGCACUUAUGUCUCCAGAUCUACAUUACAUAGACUAUGAUGAAAGCAUUGACGAUGGAGAGGAUGAAGAGGAUGAUGACGACAAUGUUGACGAAGGAGAGAACAGCAUAGAUUGUGAAUCAUCUUCAUGAUUUAUGGCCACUUACUGUCCUAUGUGAAGAGCACAUAUUCCAGUAUAAAAAGUUUAUUGUUUGAUGAUUUUCAUAUAAGCUUUUUGUUCUAACAUCUCAGUUUAUUGCUUUUGAUAUUGUUGAGACAUAUCUGUUUUUUAAGUCAAGCUAUAUAUAAUCAAGGGCAUUUUAGUUUUACUCAUUACAGCUUUGUACUCUUUUUCACAUUUAUUAAUGUUCUUGUUCAGUAUGACAUUGUUAAUGACUAAACUUCAUUUACAGUUUGAAUUUAACUCUUAAUUUUGAGAUGCUGCAUAAUGUGCUUUACAUAAUAUCUUUAAAUUUGGGCACAACAACGAAAUAACUAAAACGUAGUGGACUAAAAUUUUGUGAUGUUCAUAUUUGAGAAAUAUUUGACUGUUAUCCAAGAAUUACAUUAUUUUGAAGGGCACUACUCUGUAUUAAAAAUUCAUUAAGAGCUA